AUGACAGCGAAAGCAAACCCCCCCGUGACAGCAGGAUCCAUAGUCGUCCCUUACGGACACGUGGUGGGAAAUGAGAAGUGGAGGGAGUCAGAGGUAGCCCAAAGGCUACAAGGGAAGGUCAGACUCAUCUUCGAGGAUGGCUUGGGCCUGGUGGACUUUCAUCUCUCAAACAGGAUUUGCAUUUUAUAUAUUUCUGAAGCAGAUUUGGUUGCAGGGGAUGAGUUCAAACAGAGACUGGUUCGGUUUAGAAAUGCCAGCAGCCUUAAGGCAAUUGUAAUUGUAGAAAAAACACAAAUAAGUGACCAGUACUUUCUAGCAGUACAGAAACUUGUUGUGCUCGAGCUUGGAAUGGUGUUGCUUCCUGUGGCAAAUCAAGGAGAAGCUUCUCAACUUAUUAUUCAGCUAGUGCGGGAGCAGAGCAAGGACCACAGCUCCAACCCCUUCCUUGGGAAGCAGCACGCUCAGCUGGCAGAACCAGCAGUGUUCCACACGGUGCAGCACAUUCCAGGAGUCGGGAAAACAAAGUCUCUGCUUUUACUGCAGCACUUCGGGAGCAUCCACCGCCUUUGUAACGCGUCCCGUGACGAGCUGGAGCAAGUCGUUGGAAAAACAGUAGCACAGCAGGUUUACACUUUUCUGUGUUCCUGA
Molecule: messenger RNA, 648 nt
Organism: Acanthisitta chloris (rifleman)
Lineage: Eukaryota; Metazoa; Chordata; Aves; Passeriformes; Acanthisittidae
Gene: FAAP24
Product: chromosome unknown open reading frame, human C19orf40
Exons: 4
Coding region: 1-648 (215 amino acids)
Biological process (GO): interstrand cross-link repair
Cellular component (GO): Fanconi anaemia nuclear complex
Molecular function (GO): chromatin binding
Source: RefSeq, a predicted model, not a curated record